Messenger RNA from Gavialis gangeticus (Gharial), 2288 nucleotides. RefSeq names its product semaphorin 7A (John Milton Hagen blood group) (gene SEMA7A). Gene Ontology annotation, molecular function: integrin binding; chemorepellent activity; semaphorin receptor binding. NCBI's taxonomy places the organism in Eukaryota, Metazoa, Chordata, Crocodylia, Gavialidae. Gene Ontology annotation, biological process: negative regulation of axon extension involved in axon guidance; neural crest cell migration; positive regulation of ERK1 and ERK2 cascade. The coding region runs from base 55 to 1947 and encodes 630 amino acids. The transcript is spliced from 14 exons. The record is from RefSeq and is a predicted model, not a curated record. Gene Ontology annotation, cellular component: external side of plasma membrane.
AGUGCAAGCCUAGCAAAGGGUUUCUUCUGUACUCCGCUUCUCUGAGUGCAAGAGAUGGGUGCCAGCUCCCCAGCAGUCUUUGCUUUCACCCUGUGGACCAGCCACCUCUGGCUCCUGGCAGCUGGGCACUCCAGGGUGAACCCCAGACUCAUUGUCCCUUUUCAAGGGGAGAAACGGUUUUCAUAUGAGAAAAGCGAGGCACAGACAGUCUUCUACCAUGAAGAUGAGCACCCUGCUCUUCUUGUUGGAGGAAAGGACAAGCUUUAUUAUUUUGACUUUGAAAACUCAGACAACUAUACGGAGGACUUCUUCCCUGGAAGAGCACCAGAACAGUGUGGUGACCAAGCCAAUUACCUCACAUUCAUUGAAAAGGUCAAUGACAGGAUUCUAGUGUGCGGGACAAAUUCCUGCCAACCCACCUGCUGGCACUGGGAUAAUCGUCAGAAGAGCUUUGCAGGAGAUGGGAGGGGUUUGGCUCCUUUUACUCCCGGUCAGAAUGCUCUCACCCUUGUUGAUGGCACAGACAUCUACUCCACCCACAAGAAGCAUAUGCACAAUGGGAAAAUACCCCGUUUUCGCCGGGCCCGAGGGUCUGGGGAGCUUUACACCAGUGAUACAGCAAUGCAGAACCCGCAGUUCGUCAAGGCCACUGUCAUCAAGCGAGAUGCACCCUACGAUGGCAAAAUCUACUAUUUCUUUCGGGAGGACAACCCCAACAAGAGCCCUGAGGCACCAUUGCUGGUCUCCAGAGUGGCACAGCUGUGUAAGGGAGAUAGAGGGGGCAGUGGUUCCCUCUCUUCUUCCAAGUGGACAACUUUCCUGAAGUCCACGCUGGCCUGUGUUGACCCAGCUACCAAGGGGAACUUCAACAGCCUGCAGGACAUCUUCAUUGUCCCUUCAGAAGAAACCUGGAAGAAAACAAGAGUCUAUGGGCUCUUCACAAACUCCUGGGGGGACUCUGCUGUCUGCAUCUACUCCAUCGGUGACAUUGACCGUGUGUUCCAGACAUCAAAACUCAAAGGCUACAAUGAGCCCCUCCCAAGUUUCCGGCCUGGACAGUGUUCUUCAGAAAGAACUCCUUCCGAGACCUUCAGAAUAGCCGACGGUCACCCUGAGGUGGAGGACAAAGUACAACCCAUCAACCAGAAGAAGGCACCCUUAUUCCACAACAAGUACCACUACGAGAAAAUUGGGGUGCAUGAGGUCCAGGGAGCAGAUGGCCAAAUGUACAACAUCCUGUAUUUGGUGACAGACAAAGGAUAUAUCCACAAAAUGGUGGAGAUGCCACAUGGUGUCCUGAACAUCAUGGAGAUCCAGCCCUUCCAGAACAGAGUUCCUGUCCAGUCCAUGACCCUGGAUCACAUAAGGGCCAAGCUAUACUUGGGCUCAGACACUGAGGUGGUCCAGGUGCCCAUGGACAUGUGCGAAAUGUAUGGCAACAGCUGUGAUGAGUGUGUCCUGGCAAGGGACCCUUACUGCGGAUGGAGUGCUGGGAAAUGCACCUCAGUGUAUAGCAAUCGGUCGUUGCUACAAAAUAUCUCUGCAGAAUCAUCCCAGGACAUAUGCCCCAACUACAAGAAGCUGAAAGGCGAUAGCCGUGAGAGCUACCAUAACGUCACAGUAGCAGUCUUCUCGCGGUACUACCUUCACUGCCCCGUAGAAUCCCACUAUGCUACAUACAAGUGGUUCCACAAUGACAGCUGUGUCCAGACCUGCAACGCCACCCACCAUCCCUGCAUCCACUUCAUUGAGAAUGUGACCCAGGACCAGUAUGGCUGCUACAUUUGUGUGUCAGAGGAGGGCGGGUACACGCAGACUCUUGUGAAGGAAUGCAUGGUGAAACAACCAGAAUCCAUGAAGCUGCAAUGGAAUCAGGCCACCACAACUUCCUGCUGCUCCUUGAUGCUAUUGCUGGAUUUUGUCCUGCUGUUCCUCUUAAGGGACUGAACUGUGUCCUCGCCUACACGUGAUGACUCACUUCUUGAGCUGCUGUUGAGCUCCUUGACUUCUCUCUUGCAAUUCACCUCUAAUGAAGAUGCACUCCUUUCAUUAGUUGCUCUUUGAACAUUAAUCUUAGUACUUUUCAGCCCUUUUCAAUGGAGACUAAAUAUGGGAGCCCUCCUACCCUGGCGGGCUGCCCCUAGAGUCUAUACCCCUCCACUCCAUCCAUGGCAGAACUGUGGAAGGGAGGACAUUUAACAAAGGACUUCCCUCUAGGUUCCAGGUAUGAAGGGAGAUGAUGUUCCCAAAGAGAGAGAGAGAGAGGAGGCAGCAUGUGACCAUCACCA